Molecule: messenger RNA, 2746 nt
Organism: Spirodela intermedia
Lineage: Eukaryota; Viridiplantae; Streptophyta; Magnoliopsida; Alismatales; Araceae
Source: the annotation of a GenBank genome assembly
AUGGAGGAGGAGGACCGAAGGGCGGGCGGGGAGAGCAGCGGCGGCGAUUGCAGCUCCGAGGAUGAGGGGAGCGAUGGAUACCGCCGAGGGGGCUACCACACAGUGCGAGUGGGAGACGCCUUUAAGCAGGGGGCGUACGUCGUGCAGUCGAAGCUCGGGUGGGGGCACUUCUCCACGGUCUGGCUCGCCUGGGACACUCUACACUCGGUACGGGGGUUUGCCCUUGUUUGUUUGAGUUUUGGUUCCCCGACUCUGGGGGAAUUUGUCUGGUGGUAAUCGUUGCGGCGGCGCCGGCCAUGGUUCUUGCAGAGGUAUGUGGCGCUGAAGGUGCAGAAGAGCGCGCAGCACUACACAGAGGCGGCGAUGGAUGAGAUCACGAUUCUGAAGCAGAUCGCGGACGGAGACCCUGAGGAUGCUAAGUGCGUGGUGAAGCUGCUCGACCAUUUCAAGCACUCCGGGCCCAAUGGGAACCACGUCUGUAUGGUGUUCGAGUAUCUUGGGGAUAAUCUCUUGACCCUCAUCAAGUACACUGACUAUCGAGGGAUCCCGCUCCGGAUGGUGAAGGAGAUCUGCAGGCACGUUUUGGUUGGCCUCGAUUACCUCCAUCGCCAGCUGAACAUCAUCCACACCGACCUCAAGCCUGAGAACAUUCUACUCGUCUCCACAAUCGAUCCUGCAAGGGACGCGACACGCACAGGUGCCCCCCUCAUUCUUCCCACGAAGCCCGACAGCUCCAAGACCUCCGUUCCGGCCUGUGCCUCUGUGAGCGCCGCUGAAAUUGCGGGUACGAAUGGGGACCUGACAAAGAAUCAGAAGAAGAAAAUUCGGCGGAAGGCGAAACGUGCUGCAGCUACAGUAAACGUGGAGAGCACUUCGGGCCUCGAUGGGGACGAGGUGCGCAGCGGUAAGGAUGAUGCGGGCACCGCUGGAAAUGACGGCGGCAGCGGGGCUGAGCCGGACCAAACGAAGGAGAGAGGAAGUCAGGGGCGCAGGAGAGAGAGCAAAAGUGCGAGGAGGAAAUUGGCCAUGGAAGUGGACUUGAGAUGUAAGCUUGUCGACUUUGGGAAUGCAUGUUGGACUUACAAACAGUUCACGAGUGACAUUCAAACAAGGCAGUACAGAUGCCCAGAAGUGCUGUUGGGUUCGAAGUACUCUACACCCGCGGAUUUGUGGUCGUUUGCCUGCAUAUGCUUUGAGUUGGCGACGGGUGAUGUGCUGUUUGACCCGCACAGUGGGGAAAAUUUUGACCGAGAUGAGGUAGCGUACAAGGCUUGCUUCCUUUUACGUACCUAAUCAUAUAUUUGUCUAAUGAUCCUUAUUCCUUUUCUCGUUUUUUCUGAUGCUUGUUUCCGUUCAAUUUGAGUUCUCCAUUCUUGAUGUUCGCAUAUUCUGAUCAACAACUCGUAUGCAAACGCCGAAAGGAUCGUAUUCGGGUCCAUUCAACAAAUUACUUGGUAGUCUGGUCAAAAGGAAAACUUGACGUAGGAAUUUUAACAUACGGGCUGAUGCAAUCCUUAGCAAGCUUCUUCUGAAAUGGAAAUCCUGGUGAAAUCGUCGUACAACACAGUAAACCUCGUUGAACGUAUACUAAUUAAGAUCUUUUUAGUCAUAUGCCUGCGCCACAAUUGUCUUACAUAAAUCUGUUGUAUGAGGGCAUUUAGAAGGAGUAGAGAUAUUUUCUGGUCUUUGAUCAUCUAGCUUAAGUGACUGAAUUCUCUUCCCCCGGCUAUGUUUGUAUCAAAUGGUGGGUGAGUCAUAAAAUAAGUUGUUAGGUGGAUUUGAGAUGUUUUAAGUGCAACGUUAGAAGGUUUUUAUCGCUUUAGAGUCCUGAGGAAUGUAGAUUGUGUCUUACGUGAGUUUUAUUUGAUGCCAAUGAUUUAGGAUAAAAGGAAAAAAAGUUCAGUUUUUUGUUCUCUCAUUCCUUUUACAUCUCGUUAAGUGAGUAGAGAAGCUUUGCCUGGGAUGUGUGUUGUAAUUCAUUGGGGGAAUGUUCUACAGUUCUUGUGGUUGGCUCCUGUCAUUUUGUUUCGUACUUGGCUCUGUAUUGAUUGUUGUCAUCUCCACAGUUUCGAUCGUGAUUGUCUUUCCUGUUCCUCCAACAUUUCUUGAGCUUCAAUUACCAUUAAAAGAAACUGUGGAAGACAUGAAUGAAAUCCAUCUUUAAUCAUGCAGGAUCACCUGGCAUUGGUCAUGGAGCUUCUUGGGAUGAUGCCCCGCAAGGUAAUACCCACCCCUUUCCCCCCCACCUCUCUCUAGAAAAAAGCCUCUCUCGCUCCUUCCUCUCACUCAUCACGGAUUGUGAUGCCUGGUUCUUCUUCAGAUUGCAUUGGGUGGCCGCUACUCCCGCGAGUUCUUCAACCGGUACGGGGAGCUGCGGCACAUCCGCCGCCUUCGGUUCUGGCCGCUGAACAAGGUGCUCACCGAGAAGUACGAAUUUGACGAGCAGGACGCUCGCGCCAUGGCAGACUUCCUUCUCCCCAUCCUCGACUUCGUCCCUGAGAAGCGGCCGACGGCAGCUCAGCUUCUCCUCCAUCCAUGGCUCAACGCAGGGCCUCUGCAUCUCGAGCCGUCGGCGAAGGUCCCAACGCCGCCACUUCCCAACAGAGAAGGUGAGGAGGUCGAAAGGGAGGCCAUGGCGGCGGAGCUGGGGAACAUCGCCAUUGGCGGCCCUCCGAGGCCAGUUCAACAGAGGGAUGCUGCUGCUGCUGCUGCUGUGACCACCACCUCUGCCAAUUCUUCUAGGUAG